UACGUUGAAUGUCAUUGUUAAGUUUUCUACUUUUUAUAUUUUGGUAAGAAAACAUGGUAGGUUGUGGUAUAGUCGGUUGUUCCAAUUGAAGUAACAGAGAAAAAAAUCUUAGUUAUUUCAAAGUUCCCAAAGUUAUACUGGGACAGGGAGAUGAAACAAAAAGAAUAUCCGAAGAAAGGAGACGCAUGUGGAAAGCAGCUAUACAUAGGAAAGACAUUACAUCGGAAGAAAAAUGGGAUAGAACGUUCGUUUGCUCAAAGCACUUUGUUGGAGGAAAAAGUGCAUAUCUGCAUGACAGAAAUAAUCCAUCCUGGCUUCCGACACUUGCUUUAGGCCACACAUCAAAGAUGACAACAGGGUCAACUAAAGCAAGAUAUCAGCGUUACAGUCAACGAGGCAAUAAAAGAAAAGUAUCUGAUGCAAUCUCAUCACUUUUAACUCUGAAAACUCCUCGUUUUCUCUCUGGGAAUAUGCCCUUAGAAGAUGAUAUGGCAAACUCAGACAUUCCACAAGGAGCUGAGGAGGCCAUGGCCAUAUCUGAGGAAUCAGAUCCUAAAACCUGCGAGAUAGGAACUCAAACAUGUGACAAGGGGAUUCAAACUGAGAACAUGGUGUCAACCACUGAGAUAGGGACCCAAACUGACUUAACCUCUGGACAUAUUGAACAAAUUGAAAAUGACAAUAAUGCAAGGGUUGCUGAGUCGACAGCUUUGAAAAAGUAUACAUUCUCAAGAGAAGGUCUUUACAGAUUUGCUGCUUUCGAGAAUGAUGACAAAAAAGUCUCAUUCUAUACUGGACUGCCUGAUUUAGAAACUUUAUAAGUACCAUUUGAUCUGAUUGAAUCACAGAUGAGUAAUAAUUCAAAAUGUUUGUCAAAAGAGAACAGAUUUUUGCUGUGUAUGAUAAAACUCAGGUUGAAUUAUAGCUUUCAAGAUAUAGCAUACCAGUUAAAUGUGUCAGUGUCAACUGUUCAAAAAAGUUUUCAUUCUGUUCUUGAUCUGCUGUAUACAAGAUUGAUUUUCUUAGUGAACUGGCCAGAAAGAGAGAGUCUGAGGGUAUCUAUGCCAAUGUCAUUCAGAAAAGAAUUUGGUGAGAAAGUCGCAGUUAUUCUGGAUUGUUUUGAACUAAAGAUUGAAAAACCCAGUGGCCCUUUGAACAAGGUGUACACUUAUUCCAACUACAAACACUACCAUUUAGUUAAAUAUCUCAUUGGAAUUGCUCCACAGGGUGCUGUUACCUUUAUCUCCGAGGGUUGGGGUGGACGAACAUCAGAUAAAUAUAUCACUGAAGAAUCUGGGGUUCUAGAGAAUCUUUUGCCAGGUGAUGUUGUAAUGGUGGAUAGGGGGUUUACAAUUGAAGAUUCUGUGAAUUUUUAUCAAGCAGAAUUAGCCAUUCCUGCAUUUACCAAGGGGAAAUCACAGUUACAUCCCAUGGAUUUAGAAGAAACACGCAAAAUUGCAAAUGUACGUAUUCAUGUUGAACGUGUCAUUGGUCUAGUAUGUCGCAAGUUUAGGAUCUUGGAUGGUACUAUACCGAUAGAAUUUUUGAGACUUCGAAAUGGGGAAAAUGACCCAACUAUAGAUAAGAUUGUGCAUGUCUGUUGUGCUCUCACAAAUUUGUGUCCAUCGGUUGUACCUUUUGAUUAAAUGUGCAACAUGGAAGAAGUGAUUUGAUAAAUAAUUUUUAUUCUUCAGUUAUUUGAACUAUAUUUUUAGCACCCAAAUAUAUU
Lingula anatina is the source of this 1729-nucleotide messenger RNA. RefSeq lists its product as uncharacterized. The record is from RefSeq and is a predicted model, not a curated record. NCBI's taxonomy places the organism in Eukaryota, Metazoa, Brachiopoda, Lingulata, Lingulida, Lingulidae.